CAAUGUUGGCAAAAGUGUAAAAGAUUGACGAAAAUUAAAACCAGGUGGCAGCACCAUCACCAAAUCAAAAUCAGCCGAAAAUGGCUUCGUCUGUGCUGAGACAGGUGCUAAAUUUCGCACCGAAAGUUCUCUUUCGGCCACUAAUUUCAAAAGCUCCUGUCUCGUCGGUGCUCGCCGGCCAACAGCUCAGGUUCAAAACCACAGAAGCGGCUCCGGUUGAAGAAACCAGACCGACCGUUCGAAAGGCUGAUGUUGGGGCGAGAGCUCAACUGAUUGACUUUGGCAAGUACGUGGCCGAGUGCUUACCUAAGUAUGUGCAGAAGGUGCAGUUUACCGCAGGCGACGAGCUGGAAGUCCUCAUCGUACCAGAAGGUGUGGUGCCUGUGCUGCAGUUCUUGAAGGACCACCACAACGCCCAGUUCGUCAAUCUGGUUGACAUUGGCGGAAUGGACGUUCCCAACAGGCAAUACAGAUUUGAGAUCAUUUACAACCUGCUGUCUCUGAGGUAUAAUUCUCGAAUCAGAGUGAAAACCUACACAGACGAGUUGACUCCGAUUGACUCUUGCAACGACGUCUUCAAGGCAGCCAAUUGGUACGAGCGAGAAAUUUGGGACAUGUACGGUGUCUUCUUUGCCAACCACCCCGAUCUGAGGCGCAUCCUCACCGAUUACGGUUUCGAAGGCCACCCCUUCCGCAAAGAUUUCCCUCUGAGUGGUUACGUGGAGGUGCGAUAUGAUGAUGAAAAGAAGAGGGUGGUCUGCGAGCCUCUUGAGUUGGCUCAGGAGUUCCGCAAAUUUGAGUUGUCCAGCCCGUGGGAGCAGUUCCCCAACUUCAGAGCCCCUCCUGCCUCAGAAGAGAUCCCAACUGCAGAAAAGAAGUAAUUUCCCCUUGUCUUGUAGAUACGUGACAAAAGUUGUAAAAAGAACUGUUGAAUUUCUGUUACAAAUAAAAAAAAGAGCCAAAAUGAUAUCAGAAAAUAA
Messenger RNA from Neocloeon triangulifer, 980 nucleotides. It is a transcript of the gene ND-30, whose product is annotated as NADH dehydrogenase [ubiquinone] iron-sulfur protein 3, mitochondrial. Gene Ontology annotation, molecular function: NADH dehydrogenase (ubiquinone) activity. The record is from RefSeq and is a predicted model, not a curated record. NCBI's taxonomy places the organism in Eukaryota, Metazoa, Arthropoda, Insecta, Ephemeroptera, Baetidae. The transcript has 5 exons. Bases 81 to 881 code for a protein of 266 amino acids.